This is a messenger RNA of Drosophila gunungcola (fruit fly), 1239 nucleotides long. Its product is annotated as lipase 3. The transcript is spliced from 2 exons. NCBI's taxonomy places the organism in Eukaryota, Metazoa, Arthropoda, Insecta, Diptera, Drosophilidae. Gene Ontology annotation, biological process: lipid metabolic process. Bases 9 to 1208 code for a protein of 399 amino acids. Gene Ontology annotation, molecular function: hydrolase activity, acting on ester bonds. The record is from RefSeq and is a predicted model, not a curated record.
UGCCCACAAUGAAUCCAAUCGUCUACGCCCUACUGUUCAGCUUGGUGGCGGGUCUGGCCGUCGCCGAGAAGUCGGAGUACUGCCUGACUGAGAUUGUCAACUCGGCGGAAAGGAUGGAAUCGCACGGAUACCCGACGGAGACGCACCAGGUGGUCACCGAGGAUGGCUAUGUGCUGACCCUGUUCCGCCUGCCCUACUCCCACAAGCUGAAUAAUCAGAACGAGAAACGGACGCCGGUUCUGCUGCAGCACGGACUGUUCAGCAACUCGGACUGCUGGCUCUCCUCCGGUCCGGACAACUCCCUCGCCUACCUGCUGGCCGACGCCGGGUACGAUGUGUGGCUGGGCAAUGCCCGCGGCAACAUCUACUCGCGGGAGAACAACCUCAUCUCGCUGAACAGCCACAAGUUCUGGCACUUUGACUGGCACGAGAUCGGCACCAUCGACAUUCCCGCCAUGAUCGACUACAUCCUGGAAGCCACUGGCCACUCGAAGCUUCACUACGCCGGCCACUCGCAGGGCACCACCGUCUACCUGGUGUUGCUGUCGGAGCGACCUGAGUAUAGUGAGAAGAUCAAGUCCGGUCACCUGCUCGCCCCCUGUGCCUUCUUCGAGCACGGCACCUCGUUCGUCUUCAAGGCCCUGGGCCCCUUGGUGGGCACUCCCGGCGGCAUCUGGAACCAGCUGCUGGUGGACACCGAGCUGAUCCCGCACAACAAUCUGGUCAACCGGGUGGUGGACAACAGCUGCCACUAUGCGAGCGCCAUCUGCGACAACGCCUUCAUCAUGUUCGCCAACGGGGGCUACGUCAACGCCAAUGCGAGCUCCAUGAAGGUUCUGAUUGAGACCCAUCCGGCUGGUUCCUCCAGCAACCAGGGUAUCCACUACCUGCAGCUGUGGGAGUCCAAGGAGUUCCGCCAAUACGAUUGGGGCACCAAGAAGAACAACGAGAUCUACGGCCAGGAUCUGCCUCCGGACUACGACCUCAGCUUGAUCACCGCACCCACCCACUCGUACUCCAGCAACAACGAUGCCCUCUGCGGACCCAAAGACGUCGACACCAUGGUGAAGAACUUCGUCCAUCUGAAGGAGGACUACCGUGUGCCUGUGCAGAGCUUCAACCACUUGGACUUCAUCAUUGCGCGGAACAUGAAGGAGCUGGUCAACGAUCCGAUUAUCAAACGCAUUAACUCCUACGAAGGUCGCUAGGGAAUGAACCAAUAAAGAAUACCGUACUGCA